AUGGUGAAACUAAUGACAGGGCUCAUCAAUACUAUGAAUAGUGAGAACACUUCUGACAUGAUCACUAAAUAUGCAAACAAAAGGCAGGAAGCAAAGGACAAGGCAAAGGAGAAUAAAGCAAACAACACUAAGGAAUCCAUUACUCAUUGUCAAAUGUUGGCAGUUAAAUGUGGUGCAGAAGAAACAAGUGUUGAGUACUUCAUGGCAACUCAACUGUUUGCAGAUGAGGCAAGCAAAGUCAUAUUUUAG
Messenger RNA from Triticum turgidum subsp. durum (durum wheat), 249 nucleotides. The record is from the annotation of a GenBank genome assembly. Lineage: Eukaryota; Viridiplantae; Streptophyta; Magnoliopsida; Poales; Poaceae.